Amoebophrya sp. A120 is the source of this 5141-nucleotide messenger RNA. The record is from the annotation of a GenBank genome assembly. Lineage: Eukaryota; Dinophyceae; Syndiniales; Amoebophryaceae.
GUUUUAUUUUUUACAAGUGAUGUUUGCUAUUGACACUUGUAGUAGUGCCAAAAAAAUUAUCGAGUAUCGAGCAUUUAAUAUUUUUUGGCUUUGUACUUGUAUCGAGGUUGACCACUAUGACUUGUUCUCAUUUAUUUUUCCCGCAAUUAUGCAUUUUUAAAUUCGGCUCGCUGUUUUUGAAUAUGACCCGAACUGCCAGCAGGAGAUCUUGCCAUCUUCUCGGUGGUGUGCGGCGGCGAUCUUGUUAUCAACUACACCUCGUCUGCCUCAUUAUGCUCGCAUCCGUUUUUAUAUCCUGAUUGAAAACGUCCCCACACCAGAGUCAAGAUGGGGACUUUGCAACACAAACCUAGGAGUUUUGGGAGUCACGCAUGACAAGUUUUAGUCGGUAAGGUAGUGCAAGUUAGCAAGGAAAGCCGCACCACAAAUCGAUCUACUGAUCCUGUUUACAGCAUUACAAGUUCCCAAACACGAUUGAAAAUCCCUGUCAUGGGGUUGCGCAUCACAAAUGUUCCUGUCAUGGCAAAUCUGCAUGACAACUCUCGGGUUGGGGACGUUUUUACACAGGAUAUUUUACCACGCGAGUUCUUGUCACGACCAGGGUGCUUAUUAUUUGCAAAAACGUCCCCACCUCAGAAUUGUCAUGCAAAGUGGCAUGCCUAAAAUGUUUCUCAUGCGCAGGUAAGGCACAAAUGGUCCAGCCUCCCCUGUCCGGGCGGGGUUGCGGGUUAGGGGAGAGUCUCGCCCCUUAACCCAAAGGGGUACGCCGUCUCUUCCGUGAGAACAAAAACGUAUGGCGUAAAAUGGGUCGGGUCCUGGAUCGUUCUGUAUGUUCGGCUGUCGCGCUCGGCUAGGUGGCCGGGCUAUACUGAUCAGGUGUGGUGGGUAGCUCCCGACUGGUUGGCACUUUUCUUGGGGCGACUUGCCGUGGUAGCGCUCGGCUUUUGUAUGAUGAGGUUGCCGAAAGUGCUUCCUCGCCCACCCCCCGGGGAGGGGAUCCUUGACCUGUGGCGCUGGGAGCGGGUGUCCACUACAUGAUGAUGAUGAUGAUGAUGAUGAUGCGCAGCCACAUGAAACUUCCAGAUAGCAUUAAAUGGUGCUAUCUGGAAGUAUAAUGUGAUGGUGGAAUCACGAUGAGGUAGUCGAUUUGUGAUGCGUCUUCAAAACUACCUCAAACAGCACUACACUACGAGUCCAAAUUUGUCAAACGAAACAGCCAAAGCCUCCAGGUUUGUGUUGCAAAAUCCCCAGCUUGACUCUGGGGUGGGGACGUUUUUCCUCCGUAUAUUGCUGGCGUCAUCGCUACCACGCGCCGCCGACCCUAGGAACAGCUGCCUCGACCUGUUAUGGAUUGCAAAUAUACCUGGAUGUCUGGAAACUUGUAAUGCCGAAUGGUCAUGAUUGACUGUCACUGUGCCUGUAAGUGCAGUGCAGCAUGACAAAUGUUCUUUCGAACGCUUUCUCAUGCGCGGAACGCAUUACAUACUGCGUUUUUGCAUGACGAAAGUUGUGUGGUGCUUUAUUUGUUGCUUAUGCAAUACAGAUUUUUCAGAAAUGAGAAACAUGCAAAAAUAGGCCCAGAUCGAUAUUUGCAUUUGAUACCUGUCGGACAUGUGCGACGAACGCGUCGCACUUUCGAAGCGGUGCCAACUUCAGCCAGACACCUCGAGGAGGUCGACCACAGGAGCCGUUGAAGCGCAGCGUGGAAUUGCGCUUGCUACAACAAUAUGGAUUGCAAAAAUGUCUGGCUCUGGAAAGUUGGAACUUCUGAUGCUAACUUUGGACUCUAAAAAAAUCUGUAUUGCAUGAUCAGCAUGGAAAAGCCUAGUUUGUGCGACGCGGGGAGGGCAUUUGUCAUGCGGAAUAGGCAUCAGGAAGGGUUCUGAAAAUCUGUGACGGUAGGGCAUACAUCACAAACAAUCCUGGGUCAUGCAAGAUAUGCAUGACAAACCCGGCAACAUUCCAGACCCAGACACUUUUGCAUUUGAUAAAGACCGACCGGGAAAAAGUCUUUGCAGGACCACGACCUACCACAGCAAGACUUGUAUCCCGUGUGCCCCUCUCCCCGAGCGACGAAACAAGGGACGAGCCGGGAGAUGACGAAAAAGAAGCCUGCCGGUGCAGCUCCAAGUGAAGAUGGCGGCGCAGUCGGUGCAAGAGGCGGCAUACAGGAAGACGCUUCUGCGCGAAAGCUUUCUUUAGCUGAUUUAGAGGCCGGGGCGCUGUUGAAGGAAGAUGAAAGCCAAACCUCAGCGAGCAGUAAAAAUCGGCGAGAGAAAAUGAAGACGCCUGUGCUGUACAUCAACCUUGACCGCGAUCUUCAGCGCGGGCAGAGGAUGAACCAGACGCUCGGCAAGCUAUUUGAUUAUGUUGAGCGUGUGCCCGCACUCACGCUGACGUACUUGCGGCAGCAACUCGUGAAAAUGGACGACGCGGAAAAGUUUGCCGAUAUUCUAGCCGAUUUUAAUGACCGACUCAACUAUGGCGUCGAUCCAGCCAGGGCGCGAGCGGACCCGGGACGCAACGCGCGGGAGGGGGUUUCGCAGCCGCACCAGCGGUAUGUGGGCGCUGCGUUCGCGGCUAGCUUGCUGAAGAUCCUGGACGAUUCGGAAGACUUGCCGCGGCAAAAAGAAAGUCUGCGUAGUUUCGCCGUGAUAGCGAGCCAUCUGAAGGCCCUUCGCCGCGCGCGCGAGCUCUUCUCAAGCGGCGUUCCAGGAGGCCGGGGGGAUAUACAAGCCGCUUUGAUACUAGAAGACGACGUGAGUUUCGGGCUUUUGCCCUUCUGGGAGCAAGAUCUAGACCAGUUUGUGGCCUCCCUACCGCCCGACUGGGGCGUCGUUCAAGUGGGCCUAACGCUUGUAAAGGAUAACUACAAGACCGACGAUCCGGACCCCGCUGUCCCCGUGUUUCCGGACACGGUUGGCAGACAGGUACGCGGUGGAGAGCGAGAUGGGGACGCUGUUCUACAACUUGACGGCGCGGCGGUACAACUAAAGCCUCAACGGCAGGGAGGGCGGCCGAGCCAGGAGCUGCAGCCCGACCUCAAUAUGCGUGCAGGGGGAGGGGGACCACCAGCACCACACCCGAAAAAGAAGUACAUGCGGAAAACAAGAUAUUGGGGGGCCUUCGCGUACUUGGUCAGCAGGACCGGCGUGGAUCAGGUUCUAGAUCGAGACCUAGAACAACUCCGCUACGAGUGCCAGCCGCAUGCGCGCAUUGCGACCCUGGGAGUCGGCGGCUUCACGUCGGACGACUGUCUCCUGGCCUUCAAUCCGGUCGAGUACUGUCCCCUGCUCGGCAAAUUCUUGUCGCCGAUCAACUCGCCACUCACGUCACGGAACCACCCUGUGUGUCCCACCGACCUUGCGGAGUACCUGAGUCCGCGGUUUUCCCGUAGACGCGAGAACCACGAGCGCGAGCUGCGGCACGUCCUCAAGUCCUUGCUGGAGCACGGACUGGAAAACGCGUUUGAGCAAAUCCGGACCGCCCACAUUUAUCCUGAGUAAAAACGUACCCACACCAGACUUGUAAUGCAGAUUUGCAAAGAGAGGAAGACUUGUAAUGCGCAUUUCCAUAAGAGCCAUUUCCACUCGUGUUUUGGAAUUUGUGAUGCUGUGAACAGGAUGAGCAGAUGAAUCUGUGAUGCGGCUGCACUUGCUAACCUGCACUACACUGCAUAGUGCAACUUGUCAUGCGUGACUCGCAAAGCUCCUAGGUUUGUGUUGCAAAAUCCCCAUCCUGACUCUGGUGUGGAGACGUUUUUACAAAUGAUAGCACUCACCUAAACUUUAACUUGACCAACUACCACACCAACGGGAACCAGUUUCCGCCGCACGUGAUCCCCCGCAUGGCCUUGGUGCACCAGGUGAAACACUACGAGGAAGCGAAAACAAGCAGGGGCGAGAUGAAUAAAGGUGUUCUUACACGAGCGGCCGCAGUCCCAGGGGAUGGUACUGGUCGUGAACAACAACAACAGCAUAUUGAGCGGAAAAAUCUCCCUUCCCCAUGUUGAAAGCGCAUCCGUUUGAGAAUUUGUGAUGCAGAUUUCUGACCACAAAUCGCGUCUGUCUUGCAAGAAGGCAAGUUCAGGCUGUCCGCCACGUUAUGCAGGCGAUUUGUAAUGCUGUAAGGCCUACACGGGCCCAGCCGUCUACCAUGCUAGGCGCGUGCACCAAAAGGCCCCUCCCUAGGCUUGCAAUCUGCGUUGAGUGCUCUACUGCAGCACAGAUUUGAUUUGGGUAUUCAGAUACAGCAUCACCAGUUUCGCUUUCGAUACGGGGAGGGGGCUUUUUUCACUUUGAUAGAAUGUGGUCCUCACGUCGACCUGCAUACUGAGACGAAAAAUCCCCCCUCCCCAUAUCGAAAACGUAUGCUUCCGAAAAUUUGUGAUGCAGAUUUGUGACCACAAAUCCUGUCUGGCUUGCGAGAAGGCAAAUCCAGGCUCUCUGCCACUCUAUGCGGGCGAUUUGUAAUGCCGUAAGGACUACAGGACACCAGCCGUCUACCAUGCUAGGCGCCUACACCAAAAGGCCCCGAACUAGGUUGGCGACCUGCGUGCAGUCCUCUACGGCAAGACAAAUCUGAUUUGUCUACGCAAAUCCAGCGCCACAGAUUCCCUUUGCGAUAUGGGGCGGGGGGAUUUUUCCUUUUGAUACUGCAACGACGGCCACCUCACGUCAUCCAGCUCGAGGGAAGCAGCGGGACCGGAAGUAUGAUAGAAGAUUUCUAUCAAAUGCAAAAAUGUCUGGGUCUGGAAGAGUCAUGCUAUUUUUGCAUGACACAGAAGGUCUGGCAUGGAAGCUCUAGCAUCACAGGUUUCGAGAAGCUUUCGCCAUGUUAAAUCCGCAUGACAAGUCCCCCAGUUUGGUGACAGAAAGUGGGCAGCUUUUGCUAUCUAUGCAUGACAGAUUUUUCUGUCUUCUGAAAUGCGCAUCACAAGGUACAUCCUUCCAGAUCCAGACAUUUUUGCAAUGCAUAAUUUCCGGGCGGCGGCAACUUGGUACGCCACCCCGCCGUUCAUCACUCUGAAUGCGGAGGAGCCGUCCACCGUCGGCCACACGCAAAGCUUUUUGAAUGAUACAAUAUGUGCGGCGGUCCUGGAGCAGUAUGAAGCGCAUCGGCGGUGCGACCUGGUGGUAUAG